Calidris pugnax (ruff) is the source of this 374-nucleotide messenger RNA. Its product is annotated as tectonic-1-like. The coding region runs from base 27 to 374 and encodes 115 amino acids. Gene Ontology annotation, biological process: cilium assembly; protein localization to ciliary transition zone. Gene Ontology annotation, cellular component: MKS complex. NCBI's taxonomy places the organism in Eukaryota, Metazoa, Chordata, Aves, Charadriiformes, Scolopacidae. The record is from RefSeq and is a predicted model, not a curated record. The transcript has 3 exons.
AAGCACUCUCCUUCAGUUCCCCUGAAAUGCCUACUUCUGAAAAUUUUGAUCGAUUGCUUCAAGAGUUUGGAAGUACUACUUUCAGUGCUGAGCCUGACAGCUGGGAUAUGGAUGCAGAUGCUCAAAAUCCUCCUGAUGCAAAUGAAACAUAUAGAUACGAGUAUGGUGUUCCUAUACAGACAGUGGAUGCUUUUCUAAGGCUGCCUAGUCCUGUUGUCUCCUCUUGGUGCUCUGAUGUGAAUCCUGCAGCAUUUUUAGUAAACCAGGCUACAAAAUGCAUUAGAUCAGUAAGUGUGGAAAAAUGUGGCAGCAUUCAAGCUGUUAGCAUGCUGUUCUACAUCAACUCCAGCAUUUUAGCAGUAAGUAUGAUUUGA